CGAAGUUGUUUCUAGCCCGGUAUCCGAAAUUGCAGUAUACGACUUGACCAGUCCCCGCCGCAGUGUACACAAACAUGGCCGACGACACUGGACACCUGACACAAGAGCACACGGAGAAGAUCGUCCAGUUCCAGGAGGUAACGGGAACGGAGGACUUGGCGGAGGCACGAUCACAGUUGGAAAAUCACUCGUGGGACUUGGAGGCUGCCGUACAAGACCAUCUUGCUCUGAGAGAGAGUCCACCUCCGACGCCUCGAGCCUCACCACAGGAAAUGGUUGAUAGAGGAGGAGGGGAAGGUAGUGGUGGUGAUAUCAACAGAGAUGACAGCGAUGAAGGAAUGGACAAUACUCCAAGGUUUGGGAACACAGAUAGACGUAGCAUAUUUCCCACUUGGCCUCAGAGUAGUCUGCUCAGCUGGGGCUACUACCUGAUCACGCUACCAUUCCGUCUUACGCUCUCCUCGCUCUCUUCACUCUUCUUCUUUGUAUACCGGAUUGUCUACCCAUAUCCUCGAAGAUUAACUGAUCCUCUCGGGGAUGUGCUGCGUUUUAUUGGAGAAUACGAGAUGGAGUAUGGUCAGCAGCACCCAGCUUUCUUCCAGGGGUCUUAUUCUCAAGCUCUGAGCCACGCCAAGUCGGAGCUGAAAUUCAUGUUGGUAUAUCUGCACUGUGCUGAUCAUCAGGACACACCAGUCUUCUGCAGGACCACAUUGUCAGAUCUCAACCUUGUGGAGUAUGUUAACAAUACUAUGGUGUUUUGGGGCUGUUCAGUCACCACAGCAGAGGGUUACAGAGUCUCUCAGGCUCUCAGAGAGAAUGCUUACCCUUUCCUGGCACUGAUUGUUUUGCGUGAUGGCCGCAUGACAGUCGUUGGAAGGUUAGAGGGACCAAGUACACCCAUCCAAUUGACUACACAACUUGAGGCACUUGUUCGGGACAAUGAAGCUCAUCUUGUGGUGGCCAGAGCUGAGAGGCAAGAACGAGAGUUAACAGCUGCCUUAAGGCUGCAGCAAGAUGAGGACUACCAGGAAAGUUUGCGUGCAGACCAAGAAAAAGAACGUAAAAAACAACAGGAGAAGGAAGAAGCUGAUCGUAAGGAGCUUGAAGAGAAACAAAAAGAGGAGGACCAACAGAGACAGAAAGACAACAUCAGACGGCUUAAAAUGGAGAUGAUAGACAAGGUGACACGGGAGCCAGAAGAGGGCGAGGAGGGGGUGGUGCACAUUGUGGUGAAGCUGCCACAGGGAACACGUCUUGAGAGACGCUUCCUCAAGACUGAUAGUCUCUCUAGUCUGUAUUACUACAUUUUCUGUCACCCGGACUCUCCAGACAGAUUCCAAGUGACGACAAACUUCCCACGACAAGUUGUGCCAUGUGAACCAACAGCUGCCGAGGCUCAACCGCCAACUUUUGAAGAGUUUCAUCUGCCACCACGCAGCAUGCUCUUCGUGUCGGAUUUAGAUGCGUGAGUUGGUGAAGUGUUGUCUGAAUGUGAUAAAAGGAAGUCCUGGCUAAUAUUGCAGCACGCUAGUUUUAAACCAUACUUAGCAUUAUAGCUUUCUUGUGGGUGAUUCUUGUUCAUCUAGGUCCUGGCAGUUACAGUCCUCAGUACCAACAACCAGGCUAGGCUACCCAAUAGCACGAUUAUCAUAAGAUAUAUUACUGAGCAGUCUGUGAUACUCUAGGAUUUAAACUUUUGUAAUUGCUAGAAAAGGACCCCAGGCAGAGUAUUUUAGUCUCAUUUAUUCUUUGAAGUGUAUUAUGCAUAAAUAUGGCAGUAUAAAGGCCCCUGGAGAGACUGAGUUGUGUCGAAUGUCCUUCAGUGAUUUACGUGACUGAUACCGUCUUAAAUUUAGGAAGGUGUACACACAUCUUAAUAUUUCCUGGAUAGCUUCUUUACGUUAGUGAAAGUCCGGCACAGUAAGUAAAUGAUCCAAAGCUAUUAUUGUGUUAACUGAUGGUUGGCUGCGGCUGCAUUUUUGCAAUAUUCGACAGGGAUUUGUAUUAUUAAAAGUUUGCUGAUUUUUUUAUUUUUUUUAUAAAGUAUGACAAAAGUAUAUUCCUUGUUUGAACAUUGUUUAAUAAAAGUCAGAUAAGUUGGGUAA
Messenger RNA from Procambarus clarkii (red swamp crayfish), 2105 nucleotides. It is a transcript of the gene Faf2, whose product is annotated as Fas-associated factor 2. The record is from RefSeq and is a predicted model, not a curated record. Gene Ontology annotation, molecular function: ubiquitin binding. Gene Ontology annotation, cellular component: endoplasmic reticulum. Lineage: Eukaryota; Metazoa; Arthropoda; Malacostraca; Decapoda; Cambaridae.